AUGCAAAAAUUCGGGCAAAUAUUGAGUAAAAUUAACCGAAUCCGCCCGGUUGGGUCGGAAAAUCACAGGCUUGUCCGCGAGUUUAUCGAACGUGAGCUCCAUGAGAGAGGCUGGCAAGUUAGUGAAGAUUCGUUUACUGAAUCUACUGUUGUUGGAGAAAGGGUCUUCACCAACAUAAUUGCUAUAAAUAAGCCGGCCGCCUCCCGUCGAAUCAUUCUUGCUUGCCAUUACGAAUCAAAAAAUUUGGAUGGUUUCUUUGGAACCAUUGAUUCUGCAGUUCCCUGUUCCAUCAUCCUGAAUAUUGCCAGUAGCCUCGUCGAUAUCUUCCAAGCCUCCAAAGCCGACAUUGCUGUGAAUUUGAUUUUUUUCGAUGGCGAGGAAGCCUUUAAAGUGUGGACGGAUACAGACUCACUAUACGGCUCUCGUCAUCUUGCUGAAAAAAUGGCUCGCACAAACUCAGAAGGUUGCAGUGACCUUAGCAGGAUUGAUUUAUUUGUUCUCUUGGACCUAGUAGGAGCUGCUGGGCACCCAUUUCCCCAGUAUGUGCACUGCGAUUCACGCAUUUACGACAUGCUUUCCAAAAUAGGCGGUCCGCCGUCUCACCAUUUUCGUAAAAUCGAGUUAAGGAUUUCAAUUUGUGUGUCGCGUAGACUUGGUAUUGUAAUUCCUCGUGUUGUCCCGUUAUGGUGUGCCGCGUCUCACACCCUUACUACCGUCUUUUUAGGUGUUCCAGUUCUCCACUUGAUUCCUGCGCCCUUUCCUCCACAGUGGCAUAAAACGACCGAUACCAUCGAAAAUGUCGACAUGAAAUCAAUACACGAUAUUCAAUUAGUGGUCGCCACCUUCCUAUGUCAAUUCCUUCGAAUUUCACCAAGCCAGAUUCGAAGUUCUCCACAUCUGUUAUAA
This is a messenger RNA of Mesocestoides corti, 906 nucleotides long. The record is from the annotation of a GenBank genome assembly. NCBI's taxonomy places the organism in Eukaryota, Metazoa, Platyhelminthes, Cestoda, Cyclophyllidea, Mesocestoididae.